GAGGAAACUAAAGUUCUGAGGGAUAAAGGGAAUUGCCCAUAAUCAAAUUCAGUUACGUUGUCACGUAAGACUUUAAAUGGAAGCUUUCAGAACCCUUGUGGGUACACGAUGACCAUGUUGCCUUCAUUAGUUUAGGUUGAGCUGUAGUGAGUUCCUCUUACUCCACCUUCUCAUGUUCUGCUGCCCAAUAUCAAUCCUUUUCAUUCAUUUAUUCAUUUAUUCAUCUAUUCAUUUACUUACUUACUUACUUACUUAAAAAAUCCAGAGUCAUGGUGCUGAAUGAGGGAAAUCAGAGCUCUGUGACCACCUUCAUCCUCUUGGGCUUCUCAGAAUACCCACCCCUCCAGGUGCCCCUCUUCCUAGCAUUCUUGACCAUCUACACGAUCACUCUGCUGGGGAACCUGGGCAUAAUCGUGGUCAUAAGGAUCCAUCCCAAACUCCACACACCCAUGUACUUUUUCCUCAGCCAUUUGUCCAUUUUGGAUAUUUGUUAUUCCAGUGUAUUCACACCCAAACUCCUAGAGAUCUUGGUUGUGGACGACAGAGCUAUCUCUUUCAAAGCAUGCAUGGCACAGUUUUUCUUUGUUUGUGCAUUUGUAAUUACAGAAAUGUUCAUGUUAGCGGUGAUGGCCUAUGACCGACUUGUGGCUGUUUGUAACCCCCUGCUCUACACAGUCGCUAUGUCUCGUAAGCUCUGUGCCCUCCUGGUAGCUGCAUCCUACACGUGGGGUGGGAUGUGUUCCUUGACAAUCACAUAUUCUCUUCUGGGACUGUCCUUCUGUGGUUCCAACACCAUAAAUCACUUUGGUUGUGAGUAUUCUGCCAUCCUCUCUCUAGCCUGUUCUGACCCCUACUUCAGUCAGAUGACGUGUUUCAUCAUUUCUACGUUCAAUGAGGCAUGUAGUCUCCUGAUUAUCCUCUCCUCCUACGUUUUCAUAGUUGUCACAAUCGUCAAGAUGCAUUCUACUGGCAGACUCCACAAAGCCUUCUCCACCUGUGCCUCCCACCUGACUGCCAUCACCAUUUUCCAUGGGACCCUCCUUCUUCUCUACUGUGUGCCCAACUCCACAAGCUCAUGGCUCUUCAUCAAAGUAGCCACUGUGUUUUACACAAUUGUCAUCCCCAUGUUGAACCCCCUUAUCUACAGCCUUAGAAAUAAUGAUGUGAAGGAGGCAGCCAGAAAGUUAAUUAACACCAAACUGUUUUCUCAUGCAAUGUAA
This is a messenger RNA of Vicugna pacos (alpaca), 1220 nucleotides long. Its product is annotated as olfactory receptor 1165-like. Gene Ontology annotation, cellular component: membrane. The record is from RefSeq and is a predicted model, not a curated record. NCBI's taxonomy places the organism in Eukaryota, Metazoa, Chordata, Mammalia, Artiodactyla, Camelidae. Gene Ontology annotation, molecular function: G protein-coupled receptor activity; olfactory receptor activity. Gene Ontology annotation, biological process: G protein-coupled receptor signaling pathway.